Messenger RNA from Eutrema salsugineum, 2099 nucleotides. Its product is annotated as probable sucrose-phosphatase 3a. NCBI's taxonomy places the organism in Eukaryota, Viridiplantae, Streptophyta, Magnoliopsida, Brassicales, Brassicaceae. The record is from RefSeq and is a predicted model, not a curated record. The coding region runs from base 131 to 1408 and encodes 425 amino acids. Gene Ontology annotation, molecular function: magnesium ion binding; sucrose-phosphate phosphatase activity. The transcript is spliced from 8 exons. Gene Ontology annotation, biological process: sucrose biosynthetic process.
AAAAACGAAGAAAGAUUCAGCAGAAGUGUUCAAAAGAGAAGAUGUCUUCCAAUGGCAGUCAAAUCCGAAGGGAACGAGACAGACAGAAAGAAGGGAGAAGCAAAGAAAUCAUCUGGGUUUUGGAGAACCGAUGGAUAGGCUAGAUGGACCACCACGUCUCAUCCUUGUCACUGAUCUUGAUUGCACAUUGGUUGAUCACGAUGAUCCUGAAAACACCCAUCUUCUUAGAUUCAAUGCGCUCUGGGAAGCUCACUAUCGCCAUGAUUCCUUGCUUGUUUACUCCACCGGGAGGUCCUUGCGUUCUUACUUGAGUCUAAGGAAGAAGAGGCCGUUGUUGACUCCGGACAUCGCCAUAACUUCUGUCGGUUCUGAGAUUGUAUACGGCGGUGGUGAAUCGAUGGUGUCGGAUGAUGUUUGGGAGGCUCGUUUGGGUGAAAUGUGGAACAGAGACAUUGUUGUUGAGGAAACCUCUAAAUUCCCUCAACUUGAGCCGCAGCCAGAGAAGAGCCAAGAGCAGCACAAAGUGAGUUUUUUCGUGGGAAGAGAACAAGCUUUAGAAAUAAUGAAGGUUCUUCCAGGGAUAUUAAAGGAACGUGGGGUGGAUGUGAAGCUGGUUUACAGCAACGACUACGCUUUCGAUGUAUUACCAAGAGGAGCUGGCAAAGGAGGUGCUCUGACUUAUCUACUUGAAAAGUUGGAGAUUGAAGGGAAGCAGCCUUCUAACAUACUUGUUUGUGGUGACUCUGGAAACGAUGCUGAGCUCUUCAACAUUCCUCAAGCGUAUGGUGUAAUGGUUAGCAAUUCGCACAAAGAACUAUUGCAAUGGCAUGAAGAAAAUGCAAAGGACAACCCAAAUAUAUUUCUUGCGUCCGAGAGAUGUGCAGCUGGCAUCAUAGAAGCCAUUCAAAGGUUUAAUUUGGGAUCAAGCGCCUCUCCAAGAGAUUUUCUGGAUACUGAAAAUUUCCACGUGGAAAAUUUGAAUCCUGCUCAUGAGGUUGUUCAGUUUUACUUGUUUUAUGAGAGAUGGCGUUGUGGAGAGGUGGAGAAGUCUGACAAGUAUUUGCAAAAUAUAAAAUCACUCUCUAGUCCACUUGGUAUAUUUGUUCAUCCGUCUGGGGUGGAGAAACCGAUACAUGAAUGGAUAGAUGAGAUGGAAAAAUUACAUGGGGAUGGCAAGGAAAAGCAGUUUCGCAUCUGGUUGGAUGCAGUUUCGUCUUCUCAUGUCACUUCAGACUCAUGGCUUGCAAAAUUCGACAAGCACGAGUUAUCUGAGGGAAAAGUACGGUCUUGUUCAACAAGAGUCUUACUGAGUUGUCAGGGGGAAAAGAAAAAGCUGACGUGGAUGCACAUCCACCAAUCAUGGCUAGAUGAUUCCUGUUCAGAUGAUCAAGAGAAAUGGAUUUUCUAAAUCUGGACUGACAUAUUAAGAUGAUACCUGUUGGGACAGGAGCUAACUAAAAGAGCAGAGUGUUUGUUUUUGUGUUAUGCUGUUUGAAAUGGUGUGAAUUUGAUAAGCAUGAAGGAGAAUAAAAGCUGAAGAAGAGUGGUGUUGCUAUCUCUAGCUUGGUUUCAUUAAUACUCUUUGACAUAUUUAGGUUGAUUGAAAAGUAUGCGGUCUGUCUUGGAUGAUUGGUUCGUUUAGGACCUUUUGUGGCACGGAGAGUUUUGGGUCUCUCUCUACAAUAAAACCCUUCAUUUCUUUGGUUCAGUUAUUCCUUUGUUCAUUGGUUAUAUACUACUUUUAUGCUUGUUGAUUGUUGUCUUCGACACUGAUAAAAGAAAGAACUCGUGUUUCAUUUUGCAAUUCUUUUUUCUUAAGAGGAAUGCAGAUGGAUGGCACGAGCCGUAUGGUAAGUCUUGACCGAGGUGUGCGUGGAUAGACUUACUUUGAUCACAUUCAAUUACCUAAAAGCCAAAAGAGGAGAGAAAUCAUAAGAAUUUGUUGUGAAUCUGUUAUAAGACCGAGAAACCAUUUGGUUCGACUUUUUUGUUCUGUUUAGUUUUAUUGUUUGUGGUAAGAUUGAUCUCAUUGGAGAAACCCCAAUAGCCAUUCUCUUGUACCUGGAAAAUGACAAUUUUUGGUCUUUUUGCUUAUGAGU